Molecule: messenger RNA, 2046 nt
Organism: Fusarium proliferatum ET1
Lineage: Eukaryota; Fungi; Ascomycota; Sordariomycetes; Hypocreales; Nectriaceae
Exons: 4
Coding region: 1-2046 (681 amino acids)
Molecular function (GO): ATP hydrolysis activity; ATP binding
Source: RefSeq, a predicted model, not a curated record
AUGGACGAUAACACUAUUAAUACCUCGAUUUUCGCUUCGGAAUUGUCUUUCGAUGAUUAUUUGAAAGAUUUCGCACUGGCCCAGCCACAAGUUUCGGGCGGUGGUACAGGAACGAAAUGCGAACUGGUUGAUUAUGAUUCAGUCUUCAACUCGGACGGCAAUAAAGUUGUCAUUCGUAGUGGAACCAGCCAUAAUUUGGGCAGCUUUCUCGGAAUGGAUGCAAAUGAAUCUGCAAUCGUUCGCACCACGGAGUGGAACCUCAAUGGCCAAAAGGCUUCCGUCAAGACAGAAAUACAGUCUCCUCAUAUGAAGGCUGCGUUGAAAGCUGUUGUGCCUGUAUACAGAGAUCGAAACAUCAACUUCACCCACAUUUCUUGGUACAAUGAACCUCGUCACUUAUUUCACUUUCGUGAUAGGCUCUUUGAGUACGGACGGCAGCGAGAUCUUGAGAGCGACGAACAACGUCAUGUUUCGUUGCUAGUGGAGCAUUUACAGCAAGAGCUUGCAGAUGCUGUCGCUAGCUUUACAUGUCAUGUCAUGUUCCAGCCAUCAUCACCUUCGAUUGAUUUCAGACAUGCCUGGACGAUCUUUAGGCAAGGAGAUCUGGUGUAUCUGCCCGGGAACGCAGCACCUUCUGGUGUUGAGAUGAUCAUGCGAUACAAGUCUAUACUUUCUAAUUGCGAUUGCAACGAUGCCAAUCACAUGUUCAGUCACGCAUGGACGCUCACAGGCGAAUAUCUUACUACGAACAAAAAUGGGUUUGGGUUUGAAUCCUGGAUUGCGAAAAUUCUCUAUUUCGAAGGAAUUAGCCAGAUCAAACUACUUCCUUUACUGCCCCUACGUUUUCAUCCUGAUCGAGAAGAUAUAGAGACACGUCUCAUAAGUCGAGGGCGUAGAUUCCGUCAACUUCAAGGUAUUCAUCACCAGUUCUAUCGGGGUCCGGCAACUCUUUCGCGGCAAGACGGCACAAAUAUCAGACUGUCUCUUACAACAGAUAGUUCGUCCCGGGUACUAAGACAGAUCGGAAGCCGAAUCAUGUUGGAUUCUCAACAUUUUCAUUCCAAGGAAGUUGAUCAAAGUUCUAUCCCUACAUCUUGGAUAUUCACCGACAACGAUUACCUGAUUUGCCAUAGCCACGUUGGUGGCUACGCGUUCAACGAGAGACAAUGGGGUUACUUUAAUAUAGAUUUGGUGCAAAAUAUCGAUUUCGACACAACGACUUUUCAAUCUUCAUUGAUGCUUUCCGACAAGCACAAAAGCAUAUUGCUGUCUCUUGUUCGAAUGCAGACAGAACACCACAAUCUGGCAUUUGGCGACAUAAUUAAAGGAAAGGGGAAAGGACUGGUGUUUCUUCUACACGGCGAACCCGGUGUUGGGAAGACAAUGACUGCAGCUGAGCACUGCAAGCGACCACUUCUCAAAAUGGACGCGCGGGAUCUGUGCCAUGACCAUGAGUCCACAGAAAGCGCACUUAGAACGGUCCUACGUCUAGCAGAGAGGUGGAACGCAGUGGCACUCUUGGACGAGGCAGAUAUCUUCCUAGAAUCAAGAAGUAGCUAUUACGAGAUGAGCAACUCGUUAGUGACCGCUUUCCUACGGAUUCUUGAGUAUUUCCAAGGAGCUCUGUUCCUCACGACGAAUAGAGUUAGUUCCAUCGACAAUGCAUUUAAAUCGAGAAUUCAAGUCGCCAUUCAUUACCCAAAGCUGGAUAUCGCUAGCCGUCAGGGCUUGUGGCAAAUCUUCCUUGCAAAAGCGUCAACAACAAUCCAAGACCGAGGUUCAUGGACUGAUCUGGCCAGCAGAAUUGCCCACGAAGAGCUCAACGGACGACAGAUCAGAGACAUAGUCAGAAUUGCACAUGCAUCAGCAUUUGGAGCAGGUGUGGAGAUUGGAUAUGACCAUUUGCACAGCGCAAUAGAUUCUCUGCGAACAUUUGACAAGGAGUUUAAGAAGAAUCGCAAUCCGAUAGAAACUUCACUUAAUCACAAGGCUACUAAGCGGCCUAGGAUGCAAUCUGAGGAUUCUUAUAUGUCUGAAAGCGAUUGA